GCCACGCCCACACCCAGUGGCGAGCAGCACGCUUCCCCUCCUAUAGAAAACGUCCCCGGGACGAGACCCCGAGACCAGAAAUUCCCCACAGCAAAGCAAACCACAUCCUCUUCCCCUCCCCUCCCCUUCCCUGCUCGCGCUAGUUCACUGCCCGAAUCCAAAGCUCCCGGCUGCCCGCGUGGGGUGCUGUCGUUAGUUCGCGCUCGCCGGAGCUGGGAUCCGGCCGGGUUCUGGGCGGAAGGCCGGAUUUGGGGCCGGCCGGUUUCACCUCGUUCCAUUGUUUUCGCCGCCGCCAAGCUGCCCGUAGCCGUCCUCGUGAAAAGAAAUUGCUGGUUCGUUCGUAGCAGUUCAGAGUCUGAAAAAUGCAUCCCAAGGCUCGCAUCCACGCGGACCCGGCGGCUCCGGAGCUAGACCGGAUCGACUGCCUGCCGGACUCGCUCGUCCUGCUCAUCCUCAACAAGCUGGAGGACGUGCACUCGCUCGGCCGCUGCGCCGCCGUGUCCAAGCGCUUCAACGACCUGGUCCCGCUCGUCCACGACGUGUACGUCAAGAUCGACCGCGUCGUCGCCGUGGACGGCGACCCCGACGACGCGCUCAACCUGUCGUCCGCCAAGCCCCGGCACAUCUUCUCCCACCUCUUCAAGCUCAUGCUCUUCACCAUCGCCAAGCCGUUUCACGGCAUGCGCGGCCCGGGCGGCGCGGGCGGCAGGCCUCUGUUCCCGCGGCUCGCGCAGCACUCGCCCGUGCAGGUGCUGAGGGGCUUCUCCCACGUCCGGAACCUCCGGGUGGAGCUCCCCUCGGGGGACGUCGGGACGGAGGAGGGCGUCCUGCUCAAGUGGCGGGCCAGGUAUGGCAGCACGCUCCAGAGCUGCGUGAUCCUUGGCGGCACCCUGGUCGACCGCAAGCCCGCCGGGCACGAGCCGUCGGCGGAGGACGGCGGGAGCAUGCCGGAGUCCUUCUACACCAACGGCGGGCUGAAGCUCCGCGUGGUGUGGACCAUCAGCUCCCUGAUCGCCGCGUCGACGCGGCACUACCUCCUCCGGUCGAUCAUCAAGGAGCAUCCGACGCUGCGAAGCCUGGUGUUGGCGGACGCCGACGGGCAGGGGACGCUGUGCAUGGGGGCGGAGCAGCUCGCGGAGUUCAGGGAGAACCGGCUGUCGGCCUCGGCGUGCUCCAACAGGACGCAGGUCCCGGCGUGCAGCAUGAAGCUCAAGUACGCGCCGUACCUCGAGCUGCCCGGCGGCCUGGGGCUGCAGGGCGCGACCCUGGUCGUCAUCAAGCCCUCCGGCGAUGGGGCUGGUGGCUGUCACGUUGGCCGGAAGGAGACUGAUGCUUUUGUCUCGGGCGCGUUCGAUGGGCCUUUCAGGUUCGCGGCCAAGGCGCUGAUGAAGCGGCGCACCUAUCUGCUGGAGAUGAACGGGUUCUAGAUGCCGUUGAGGUGUUUGUGGAUGGACAUCUUGCUUUUGCAGUGCUUCUCAUGGACAACUGUUUUCUGCUCGGGCAAAUGCAGCUUCUGAAUUGUAGUGUUGCAUAUAAUCUGCUGCAUUACUAGUUGACAGAUGGGUUUACAUAUAUGCUCAUCAGCUCAUGGGCAGAGUGCUGGCGUCUUAUCUGUGGCGUUUGGGUGCAAUCUGUCUUGACUCUUGCUCGCACAAUCCACUCUUCCAAUAGUAAUGGAAAUUUCCGGAGAAUUA
Messenger RNA from Triticum aestivum (bread wheat), 1694 nucleotides. Its product is annotated as F-box protein At4g18380. The transcript has 2 exons. The record is from RefSeq and is a predicted model, not a curated record. Bases 363 to 1427 code for a protein of 354 amino acids. NCBI's taxonomy places the organism in Eukaryota, Viridiplantae, Streptophyta, Magnoliopsida, Poales, Poaceae. Gene Ontology annotation, molecular function: protein binding.